Monomorium pharaonis (pharaoh ant) is the source of this 5087-nucleotide messenger RNA. RefSeq lists its product as uncharacterized. NCBI's taxonomy places the organism in Eukaryota, Metazoa, Arthropoda, Insecta, Hymenoptera, Formicidae. The record is from RefSeq and is a predicted model, not a curated record. The transcript has 5 exons. The coding region runs from base 3503 to 4045 and encodes 180 amino acids.
UGCAAAGUAUAUGCACAUAUAUAUAUGUGUGUACAUAUAUAAUCUCUUUAUUAUACAGAUUGCAGUGCUGAAAAUAAUGUAAUGUAAACUGUAAAUAAAUGAUAAAACUAUAAUUUAUCGAAUAACUAUAAUUUCGACGUGAAAGUUUAAAAAAAGAGACUGCAUUAGAUCUAUAUAACAAAAAAAACCAUUUAAAUGUACAUAUAGAUCGUUAGAUAACACAAGUUAAAAAAUGAAGAAUGUAACUCCAUGCUAAAAUAUACUUUGAAAAUGUUUCAAAUGCUCAAAACUAAGAAUGCCUUAUAAUUUAGUUUCUGUUGUGUGUUAUCAUUAAAAUUCCUCAUCUAAUAACGCAGUUACGAGUGAUCAUGAUAUAAGAUCUGUAGGACUACAUUCUUCUCCUUUGAAUAAAAAUACGUUGUUGAAUAAUAUGUUUAUUAGGAUCAGUACAUGAUAAAACUAAAUUAAAUUUCUUCGUAAGCAAUUACAUUUGCUUAAGAUUGUCCAAAUCCUUUAAAAGAAGAUUUCAUAUUUUUGCUUAUAUACGAGACACAAUGGCCGCUGACUUCAUGCUAAUUCCUUUCCGCGCAGCGACGCAAAUGAUGAUGAAUGAUAAUUGCGUCGAGAAGUGUACCUCGAGAAGUACAAAUAACCAUUGUUUCCCCCCCUCCCCCCGUUCUCGUUGGAGAGAAAACGGGAUGACCGUUAUUUUGCAGUCGCCCGUAAUGACGCGUCCUGCUCAAUCCGGCUCCUCCCGUGCCUCCGGGGGAAGCGCGCGUUUGCACGAAAUAGAAACCGCGUUGUUGAUUUCCGUCGUCCCCGCGGACGUCGCCGUCAUUGUCGUCUCGCGCGCGCCGAAAGGAAAGUCGUUCGUGCGUCUCGUUCGGUUCAGAGAUUAUCAUGCUAGUAGGACAUCUCUGACGUCCCGGCGAAAACCGACUGACGCACCUGGUCAAAGGCACUCAUCAUUGCUGGCACACGAACUCGUAAAAUCAAUUCUGAGGCUUCUUUCGCGAGAGACAAAUUGAUCGAACGUAUCUAUCGCGCGAUUAAACGGAGAUCGUUAGCCCAUAAAUCUCCUCGCGGUACGGCGCUUUCAUAGCCUGUGAAAUUGUACUAAUAACUCGCGUCGAUCGUUCUCGCGAAGAAAAUAACGUACGCAAUAUGUGAAAUUUAUAAUCGCCGGUAACAAAGUUAAGAUGUCCGUCGCUCCGAUGAUGGAGACGAUGUCGUAAAUCUUCCGCGCGAUAGAGGAUUUCUAUUUUCAUCACUUUUGUCCUCCGUUGUCGAGCGCACAAUUUUUUCCCAAUAAAAUUUAAUUUCCACGCCUUGUGCGAAGAGUGUAUAAAAAGGAAGAAAGUGAAUUUGAAGACAUCGAUGAGAAACGACGUGGCCGAUGCCACGUAUUUAUCUAUUACGGCUUUAUACGCGGACAUGUGCAUGAUGUAUGUCUAUGGAAAUGCGAUAAUUACCAGCGAACCCGUCGCGCCGGAGAUAAGCAUGUAUCUGACAAUGUCAGUUUCACCUUUCUUCGUCUUCCAUUUUAUGCGCGAAUGUGAAAGGUGCCCGCGAGGAAUAAUCGUAAUCCUCCGAUUAGAAUCGCAUGUGGAACAUCCUGUGCGCCAGCGGAGCGCUGAUUUCCAGUUAGUCGACCCAUUAGAGUGAAUCUCCCAUCUCGCUCACAUUCACAUGUACAUAUUCCAUCGUCUCAUGGCGAGCGCGGAGACCAGCAAAAUUGCAAUCUCAUCGAUUAUGGAGCAUCACGUGGUUCGUAAACCCGAGCCUCGCAUUGUUUUUAUUUCCAGUCUGCUAUUGAACCAUCGCGGACACAAGGCGUAUAUGGUCUGUUCUCUCCUCGGGUGAACUUUUUGCACGGUUCAUCUCUUCUCCCUUUUUUUUUCUCUUCGAUGGAGAAGGAAAGGAGGAAAGGUGAACCGUGCAAGAAGUGCUAACCAGUACUUAGGUCGGCUUAAAAAGAAACAGGACUAUUGUACCGCUACCUAUUUCCUCCUUUCUAGUAUUAUUGAGUUAUCACGUCAACAGUAAGAAAUCAAUCCCUUUUUUUAUUGCAGAAUAUGCGUUGAAAGAGAUUAAUUUUUUUUUUACAUGAACUACGCGUGGAAAUAAAUAAACUUUGCAUUAAUUUUUUGCAUCGCGUUCAAUAAUAAAGUCGAUAAAAUAUCUUCAAAGAUCCUUCUCUCGGAAAUAAAUGUAAAUCCUGAUUAUCAUGGGAGCCACUUUCGCUGGAAGCACAAGACACAUGUAGAACGAAAUUAUAAGGUGUACAUUUGCGAAUGUAGCAUGACAAAGAAAUGAGAGUUUCCGGUUGAUAUUUUAUAUCAAUUUCUAUUAUCGAGAGUGCGAAUGGUGCUAUAUGAAAACAUUACUUUACUUCGGCGUACAUUGCAAGAAAAAUAUUUAUACAUGAUUUCUCGUCUUCAACGUCACAAUUUAGUUUGAUUGCAAGAAAACGGAAGUCUUAAAUAGAUAUAAAAUAGAUAUAAAAGAUUGUUUAGUAUAUUAAUGUAAGAUCUUCAAUAUGACUCCAUGGAAAGAUUAAAAUAACAUAAAAGAUUAUAGUAUAGUUCAUUAGAAAGUAGAAAAGUAGAAUGGUACAUUUAUUGUUGCCCUUAUUACGUGCGAAUGUUUUUUUACCAUGUUCAAUCCGUCGAGAUCUUUCAAUCUUUAUCUCGCCGAGGAAAGAAGAGGAAAGAAUCUAAAUGAGAGAAUAAUCCAAGACACCUGACAAGAACUUUCGAAUAAUUGAUUGGAUGAGAGAACUUUGAAAGAAAAUUUAGGAAUCUCUAGAAUCGAUUUCUUCUGCUGGGGAAGAAAAAUCAAAACGUCUCGAUAAACAAGAGACUUUGCAACCUUAUCUUUUCAACUUUGUAUCCAUCAGUUUUAUAUUCUUGUUGAAGAGAAAAUUCUACGAAAAUAAUUUAAGACACAUAAUAAGAACUUUCAAGCGAUUGAUUAAACCAGAGAAUUUUGAAGGGAAAUUUCUUUAGAAAUCACUUGCAUUAUUAUAUGGGAAGGAAAAAUUAAAAUAUCCCGGUCUCAGUAAUUACAAGCGAUGAAAAUUACAGAUAAUGGCGAUAGAAAUCAAAGUCCUACUCUUCUCACUUUCUUGGUGAACUCUGCGUUAAGAAACGUCUCUGUGUCUGCUUGACAUAAUAAACACUGUUUACAACAAUUCAUAAUGAUACACGUCGUAUAUUAAUGUAACGUGCCACGCCACACGUAUGUAGAUCGCGUGGCCGCGAGAGGAGGCGACAAUGCCGGCGAUACGUGCUUCGCGAGACGUAAAGUCGCUUCGGCCACCACCUGAUGAACCGCGGCCGAGGGGAAAAAUGAAAAGCACGAGCGCGCGCGUGGAGAGAAAGAGGGUGAGAGAGCGUCGGCUAUAAAGCGAUCCAGUUUCAUUGAAAUUCACAGUUUGUCGUAUACGUAUGACUGCGGACGUGGGGACAAUCCGGCCGAUCUUUCCAGUUAGUGCUGCAGCAUGAAGACGGGGCUGAUGUUGCAAUUGGUGCUGCCUGUGGUGUUAUUGGUCGGAUCCUCGGAAGAAUUUUUUCUUGAAUCCCCUAGGAAGGCACUGACGGAAUUCUUUCAAUCUCUGAAGAAAAGCGCCCUGCCCAAAACAGGCCACGUACAGCAUUAUCACAUACAUUAUUUACCGAUGCCUUUCCCCAUGUUGGCAUGGACGAAAGCGCCGGAUAGAUACUAUCUCGAUGGACUCUACGACGACACUCUCGCCUCGCUCGGCUGGUCGGACUAUCACUACAGAUACACGCCCGAUCCCGCGCUGAUCAUCGGCUCGUCGGGUCUCCAACACCUGUCCGGGUCGGGUCUCCAACACCUGUCCGGGUCGAGUUUCUGGGACGACCUUUUGGGCGAGGAGAUUCUAGGUACCGACAACGCAUACGACACGAUCGAUCGCAACUCCCCGGGAGUACUGGUGCAGGUCCCCAUCAACCGGCCGCUCGUCUUUCAUCUGCCGUUGAAGAAGUCGCGGCAAAGACGAACGGACAUGACGGCGACCUAAUGUCUCACCAACGGUUGCGAUCGAAAUCGGUCAUGAAACUCUCGCACGGCAAAUCUUCAUUCGUCUAGCUUUAGACUAGCCCUAGAUUAGCCAAUUAAACCCUAGUGAAAAGGAUUUCAUGGAAUUUUUAUGCGGACCGGAACGAAUUUUUAGAAAUACUAUACCUAAGAGAGCCCACAUCUUUUCUUAGAAUUUCUUAUACACGUGAACUCUAAAAUAUUCUCAGAUCUCUUAUAAUUUCCAAAAGAAUAUUUUAAACACACUUUAUACGAUUUUAUCAGAAAUUGUAUUCAUGAGAGGUAGACUUUCUCUCCUGUCAGCAUUUGAGAAAUUUUUUUUUAAUGUUACAAAAUUAUAGAAAAAUACCGAAGGGAGAAUUUUCACCGGGGAAAACUUAGCUUCUAAGCGCUUAGCCCACUGUAUUAUAUAAAUUUCACAAUGGCUUGUUAUUUAUUACGCGCGUAACAGACAUGUACUCGAAAUGUUCCUUGACUUCUCUACUUCUACCGAAUUACAUUUAGAUCUUGUCGCCAAAGCUCGACGUGGGGCGCUCCGAAUCGUUCACCAGCAACAGCUGCGGAAGCUGUUUGCACUUUUUCGCCGCUCCCGCGUGAAAUUUCCGUGUGCAUUCGCGACGUCGUCGGGCCGUCCUCAGAAAUGACUCAGGCACUAACUCACGCAGUUUCGGCACGGUCGUGAUGGCCUUCAGUUUCCUUCGUUCGACGCGAGCCCUCUGACGCGCCUCGUGAUCCUCCUGCAGCCUCGACGUGAGGCGCGUCAUGUACGCGCGAUCCGUCAAUCGUACCACGUUACUUCCCAUCAACAACGUCAAUCGCGAUCUCACGGGUGUGUAGCUGAGCCUACGUCGAUUAAUUAUUAAGAGGUUACUCUCUCAGGAAAACCGAGGCUUGAGAACCUACCCGUAUUUCACACAGUCUGUUUCCCACCAUGCCGGAGGCGCGUCGUACAGAUCCUCAGCCGGCAAAAGCAUAUCCGUUUAUAAAUUGUUAACUAUUUUAUUUAGUAAUAAACUUUUUGACGU